AUGAAUACAGAAUCUAUGAAGACUCCAAGUCAAGAUGCACAAGGUCAAUGGUAUAAUUUGUUAUCACCAACACAAGUACUUACAGGCCAAGAGCUAACAACAACAGGAGCAGUAUCAAAACGAAAGAAAAAACAACAAUGGAACCGAAAAUUACAACGUUAUUGGCGAAAACUGCAAAGACAAGGUGUCGAUAAAGCAACUAUUCAAAUGUAUAAACGUACGGCUUUUUUACGACAAAAGGAUGAAUCACAAAACAUAGAUAUGGAAGUAACAGUUCCUCUGAACGAUACACAAAUAUUACCAGGUCCAUAUAAUCCUCAACGAAAAAUGAAAAACCGUAAACGAGAUGAAUCGACAAAACAAGAUGGACAGAAUCAAGAUACAUCUAUUACAACAUCAUCUUUAUCAUCAUCGAAGACACAAGAGCCACACAAGCAGCAGCAGCAGCAACAACAGGAACAUGAGGAAAUUGAAGAACCUAUAUCUGCAUCUACUGUCAAUAAACAGACGAAGUCGUUACAUUAUUAUUUAAAUGCAAACAAUAAAAAAUUUAAACAAAUGUUAAAAAAUGCUUUUGUUGGUGGUAAAGAUAUUUUACAAUGGUGUAAAUCUAAAGAAAAUUUACACUAUAUUCGUGAACAUACUCGUUUAGUCGAUCGAGUAUAUUAUUUAAAAUUAGAAGAAGAUCUAUGGGAAAAUUACAUCAGUUAUGGUGAAACAUAUCAUUGUUGGAUAUCACCGUUAUCAAAAACAAUCAUCAAAGAUAAUAAAUUAGAAUUCGAUUAUAAAAUAUCGAAAAGAUCAAUGCAAAAAUAUACCGAAAAAAUUAAACAAAACAAAGCUAAAGCUGAAGAUGAAGUACAACACCAUGCUUUAUUAUUAACAAAUUAUCAACAACCAGACUCAAACAUUGAUGAACAACGUUUAUGGGCAGUUCUUCUAGCUUUAGUACGUAAAGGUCAAAAGAAAUUAUCACAACAUUAUGAACAUAGAAAAAAACGUUUGAAAAAUAGUGCUCAAGAUUAUUCUUUAGUAAGAGCAUGCUAUGAUUGUCAACCAACACAAAAUGAAAUCAUGUCUAAACAAAUCAUUUGGCAAGCAACUAUUAAUGAAUGUAAAUCACAGGAAAAUGUCGAUGUUUUAAAACAACAACUUUAUAUGAAACGUAUAUCUAAAUCAUUACAGUACCUUGAUCAAUCAUUGUCAAAGGUGGAAAAAACAUUAGCUAGACCUAUAUUUAAUGAUAAUAUUCGAACAACUAUUUCAAGCCGUCAUAAGAAAAUUAUUGCACAAAAUAAAUCUGACUUAAUGUCACUUUACAUUAGUAUGACUGAAGCAUCUGCACGUGGUUAUCAUGAAUAUGCUGAAAAUGAAAAAAACAAAUUAAUUAAUCGAAUGAAACAAAAUUUACUCCGACAAAAUUGUACUGAACAACUUAUUCAUGCUAUUGAACAGCGUCAAAAGCAUAUUCGACAAUAUAUGCAAUAUGCAACAAAACGACGUCUUCAUUUUUUCUACCAUCGCUCCGACGAUCGUCGACAAAAAUGGUAUCGUCGGAGCUAUCAUCUUAAUUUAUAUUGGGAUAUUCUACCAUCAUCACCUAUUAUUGAAGUUCAUCUAAAAUUAACACCGGAACAAUUGGCAUUACUUUCUCGUGGACCAAAAUAUGUAUCACCAUGUCAAAGUCGAUUUUACAAGAAGGAAAAAAGAGACGAAUUGAUUAAAAAAGAACAUAAAAAUAUUAUUGAUAUAAUUCAAAAAUUCUUUAGUAAACACGGUUAUAGCAUCUCACAAAAACGCAUCGACGAAUUUUCUCUUGAUCUUAAAAAUCUUCUUGAGUAUCUUUACACAAAAAAAUUAUCACGAAAAUUAUCUGUACGUGCAAAACGUGAACAUAAAUUAAUUAUGAGUAUUCGCCGUUAUUUACGCAAAUAUCAACAAGUUAUCUUAAGACGAACUGAUAAAAGUAAAGUAUUUCAUCUAGGUGAUGCCAAAGAUUAUCAAAGAAAGGUCCUUGAAUAUAUGCAAGAAACAGAAGCUUAUGAAGAAAUUACAUCAAGCGUUUCACCAUUAGCAUCCCAUUUACAACAAGUUACUUCAUUAUUGAAUCAAUUUUACUAUACUCAUAAACCCUUCAUAACUAAAAAAUAA
Rotaria sp. Silwood2 is the source of this 2151-nucleotide messenger RNA. NCBI's taxonomy places the organism in Eukaryota, Metazoa, Rotifera, Eurotatoria, Philodinida, Philodinidae. The record is from the annotation of a GenBank genome assembly.